Rangifer tarandus platyrhynchus (Svalbard reindeer) is the source of this 393-nucleotide messenger RNA. NCBI's taxonomy places the organism in Eukaryota, Metazoa, Chordata, Mammalia, Artiodactyla, Cervidae. The record is from the annotation of a GenBank genome assembly.
AUGGCAUGGAAUGAGUUUGGAGAGCUCACAGCUCUUUCCAGCCCCUCUGCUCCUCACUUUCAGCAGGCCCCACUGGCAGUAUCUAACCCAUGGAGGGAUGGUAUGGCCAUGCCAGCUGAUGUGGGUGUUCACUUUAUUGUGGUAAGUGACUACCUCAAGGGGGUUGGGGAGUGUAGAUUCCUUGCUUGGACUACAGCACCACUCCCAAGUGUUUCUGGGUCUAGCAUCUAUAUGAACACCCUUUGGGAAAUGGGUCUCUGGUCUUACUGUUCUCCAGUGAGACUAUGUAGGAGGGACCUGGCUGGUGCCCUGAGAGUUCUGACUCUGAUCUCCGAGAAGGCAGCCAUAACUCCUGUCUUUUGCUGCCCACCCAGGGGCGGCCCUUUAGCUUGA